GUGCAUUUGAAACACACCAGGGCCGAAAAUCGAAUUCCGCACCCUUUUUAAGAAUACGAAUUAAAAACGGAACACGGUUCAAAUUUAUAUUAAAUUGAAAAUAAAAAAUAGUCGUAGAUAAAAUACAUGUCAAGAUAUGUUUAUAAACACUGGAGAGGUUUCAGAAGCCCAUUGAGCAGAGGGGGUGAUAAGGGCGACGGUGUGAAACUGAUUAAAAUAUUGAUAAACGUUUUAUUCUCAUAACACAAGAACCGUGUACAAGCAAAAUGGUUGUCAGCUGGUCUCCGGAGCCUUCCAAAUGUAUGGACGGUGGAGUGUUUUCUCUCAGAGAAAAUCACAUUAAUUUGGAUACAGAAGACAGUGAAGAUGAAGCGAUUGCAACUCCUUAUUUUGGAUAUGAACUUUUACCUCAUGAGUCUUCAAACAUAAACAAUGGAGAUGGGGAAACUCACUCUGAUGGAGACAGCUCAGAGCCGGAAGAAGCUACAAUCCACAGUAUUGAACAGUCCAUAACUAUCAACAAUCUUUCAGAUGAAUCAUCUGGGGAAGAAACCAUCAGAUCGGAUAUUGAAAUUAAUCCUGAAGAAGUGAGGUCGAUAAUGAGUAACAUUACACUUCCUCCCUCUUCAUUUCCAACUUGGGCUUGCAACAUUCCGGAAUCACAAUGGACGUCCUAUCUUGUCUCUAGGAUAACCAACAUGCAAAAUGAAAAUAAAGAAAAGUAAAUCUUUACUGUUUAAAAUUUAUCACUUGUUGGUGAUAACUGUGCAGAUAAUUUAUUGAAAUAGAAAUUUGAUAAGAUUAUUUAUUAACAGAAAAGAAAGGGGGCCUUAAUGUUUUACUCACUAUAUUUGUAGAAAUAGUGCAUAAACAAUAAAAUUAUUUAAAAAAGAUUGCAUGCCUCACAAAAUUAACAUUAUUAUCUCAGCUCUUCCUCAAUGUUAUAAAAACAUACUUAUGUACUGAUUAUAAAAAUAAAAUAAACUUUGCAAGUGCUAAUAUAAUAAUUA
Molecule: messenger RNA, 1010 nt
Organism: Cimex lectularius (bed bug)
Lineage: Eukaryota; Metazoa; Arthropoda; Insecta; Hemiptera; Cimicidae
Exons: 4
Coding region: 267-725 (152 amino acids)
Biological process (GO): spermatogenesis
Source: RefSeq, a predicted model, not a curated record